AUGGCGUCGUCCUUCAUUACAUUUGUAAUGAAAAUAGUUGUUUGGGUUUCUUUGAUCACCAUUGUAAGCCCUGCAACAACAACAAUAGCACCAAAAGAAGAAGCCAAGGCUCUACUCAACUGGAAGGCUAGUGGUUCUUACUUUCCUGAUUCCUGGAAUGCAAAUGAUACAAGGCCAUGUAAGUGGGAGGGGAUAGUUUGCAAUGCAGUGGGAAGAGUAACAGUGUUAGACCUAUCACAUUCCUUCGUAGUUGCUGAGCUCGAUAGAUUGAAUUUCUCUUCUUUCCAAUAUCUAGUUCGUCUCGAUCUCAGUUGGAAUGAUGGAUACUACUUCGGUAACCCUACCACAGGAAUUUGGGGAACCAUCCCAGACGACAUCGGUAUGCUUUCCAAACUUACCCAUCUCUUCUUAUCUCGCAAUAGAAUCAAUGGCCCAAUACCUCGAGAGAUAGUAAACCUCAAAAAUCUCAAUCAGUUGGACCUCUCUUACAAUUGGAUCACUGGCUCAAUACCUCGAGAGAUAAGAAACCUCAAAAAUCUCAAUCAGUUGUACCUCUCUGACAAUAGUAUCAAUGGCUCGAUACCUCCGGAGAUAGGAAACCUAAAAAAUCUCAAUCAGUUGGGCCUAGGAGGUAACAUGCUUUUUGGUUCAAUACCUACACAGAUAUUGAAUUUGGAAAAUCUAAAAGAGUUGCGACUAGGAAGUAACAUGCUUUCUGGUUCAAUACCUCCACAGAUUGGGAAUUUGAGAAAUCUAAAUCAGUUGGACCUCUCUUACAAUUGGAUCACUGGCUCAAUACCUCGAGAGAUAAGAAACCUCAAAAAUCUCAAUCAGUUGUACCUCUCUGACAAUAGUAUCAAUGGCUCGAUACCUCCGGAGAUAGGAAACCUAAAAAAUCUCAAUCAGUUGGGCCUAGGAGGUAACAUGCUUUUUGGUUCAAUACCUACACAGAUAUUGAAUUUGGAAAAUCUAAAAGAGUUGCGCGACUAG
Telopea speciosissima is the source of this 990-nucleotide messenger RNA. Its product is annotated as probable leucine-rich repeat receptor-like protein kinase At1g35710. The transcript has a single exon. NCBI's taxonomy places the organism in Eukaryota, Viridiplantae, Streptophyta, Magnoliopsida, Proteales, Proteaceae. Gene Ontology annotation, molecular function: protein binding. The record is from RefSeq and is a predicted model, not a curated record. Bases 1 to 990 code for a protein of 329 amino acids.